AUGACUCUGGAUGCUUCAAACCAAAAGCGCAUUAAAGAAGCGUUGGAAUGUGUUAAAAGAGCUGAGGAACACCUGAAGACUUCCAUUAUUAAACUGAAGCUGGAACCAAAUUAUGACGGGGCUGCGGUGGAAUAUGAACGAGCGGCAGUUUGUUACAGAAACGCUAGCGAUUUUCGUUCCUCUUCUCAGUGUUAUCUGAAAGCGGCAGAAAUGCAUUUUUCACAUGGAAAUGUCUUUCAUUCCGCAAAGAAUCUCGAAAAUGCAGUGUCACUAUUCAAAGAGUUAGGAGAUAAUGAAAGUGCUGCAAAGUACAUGGAGAUUGCUGUAGAAAGAUAUACUGAGGCCGGAACAUUGGACACAGCUGCUAUGGCUCUUGACAAGGCUGCUAAGCUGUUUGAAACAUCCGACCCUGAGAAGGCUAUUAAUUUUUACAAAAAAGCUAUUGAAAUGGUCGUGCAAAGUGAUCACGCGCGAAUGGUGGACGAUUUUUUAACGAGACUCACUCGAUUACAUUUGUCUUUGCAGCACUAUAAGGAGGCAGCAGAAACUAUUGGUACUGCUAUGGAUAAUUAUAUGGCUUUAAAGACUGUAAAUUAUCCGUUUAGGUGCAAUGAAUUUACUCAGUCAGAAUAUGCUCGGUGUUGUCAUGCUGUAAUUCUUUCCUACGAAUCAGGAGAUAGUGAGGUUUUUCACCAAGCUUUGCAGGCCCCUGGAUUAAAAAGCUUAGAUAACGAAGUAGGGAUUUGUGAUAUGAUUUGUAUCAAGCUUUAUCUAAGAAUUAUAAAGAAGCUGAUGACUGUAAAAUUAGAGGGCGAUUUUGACCAUCUUGCCAAAAAAACGAGAAAUGGUGAUCAUGCGGACGAUGCUGACGAAGAAGGAGAGAUGGAUGAUUUGAAAUGA
Messenger RNA from Enterobius vermicularis (human pinworm), 900 nucleotides. The record is from the annotation of a GenBank genome assembly. NCBI's taxonomy places the organism in Eukaryota, Metazoa, Nematoda, Chromadorea, Rhabditida, Oxyuridae.